AUGUCCCAGACAGGUUUUUGUAGUCUCUUUUAUAUCCAUGGGAAGCUAUGUUCUUAUCACCCUGUAGAAGUGUUGUUAGUUUGUAUCACUGGAACAGUUUGCUUGUUAACCUUAAACAUCUAUGAUGCCACACACCACUUCGCAAGUCAGCAAAGUGAAAGUUACCAGCAAAAGGUUAGUUUGAAAAAACUUGAGGCUACUUUCAAGAACCGUUGCAUUUUUAUAUUGUCUAAAGCUUUGUUGAUGACAAGUGCAGAAGCUUUUUGUCAGCUAUUCACCUUAAUUGUUUACAGAGUCAGGGUCUCGGCAUAUAUGAAACAAAUGUAAGGCUUACAUAAGCUCACUGAAGAAUUUUGAUCUUUUUGCUAGUGAGUGGAUGGAGAUAAGGCCGAUUGAAGUUAAGCGGUUUACUUUAAUGAUAGGACGAAGAAAUGUCACCAACCAUACCUAAAGCCUCGUCGGAAAUAUCUAGAACAGUGUGUUAAAAUAUUCUUGACAGUCUUAAGCGUGUGCCUUUUAUUCUUAAUCCAUUGUACAGAUUUGCAACGGAAGCAGUUUUUAAAUUUCUUGAAACCUCGCACCCCCUGACUGAAACAAAAAAACCACACUAUUCACUAAUUAAUAACCUCUUCCUCUCGAAUAUUUUCUAUUGAACCACGUUUCCAAGUUAUUAAUUUACUUUGGAGGGUAGGCUCUUUCAACAAAUGACAUCACACAAACUUUCUAACAAUGUUAACUUCCAGCCAAAAUCCAUAGGUGUUCAUAUAUCGUUGUUUAUUAGUUUAUGUUAUCAACAUGAAAUCCAUAUAUAAUGGUAAUUACAAACUGUCAAGAGUGUAAAAAUGCAGCACGCAGUUCACCUGUGACGAUGGUUUAUGUCUAAAACGAUGUCAAACCUCAGUGCUAAAUACAAAAUUAUAGUCAAAACAAAAGAGUUAAUUAACUUAAUUCAUAAGGACUAACUUAUAGGGGAUAGAUCAAGACUUUCCAAACACAUUUGGGUCUUCUCCUUUUCUACUUUCACUGAUAUCUUAGUUUUCAACUUAGGAUUCUCUAUACAGUGAAUAAUGAAAUGCUUACUGUUUUCCCUAAUACUUAGCCACUAAAUAGGGAUUUAUCUGGUGGAUACGUUAUUGGUAAAAUGCAUUAUCAGGAUAAACCAGAAUGUCCUUUGUCUCCUAUAUAUUAAUAAUAUUAGACCCAGGAAACAAUGGAAUUCUGAAUCAAACUUGGUUAAAAAGUGGUUUAACUUAAAAACAGAUUUUGCUUUUUACUGAUAUUUAAUUUUAAUUUUUACUGCUAUCCAACUUGUGAGCAACUUGGUCUUGAGCAGUUUAAUCAUUGGCCAAUACAGUCAUGUUCUUAAAAGUACCUUUUCUUAAUGUAAUCAUGUCAGCACAGUAAUGAUCAUCAUGAUCAAUCUGUUCUGAUCAAAUAGGCCUCAUGGAGCAUGUUUUGGUCAUCACAAUUUGGUAGUAUUUUUCCAUGUGUGGAUGCAUUUCCUUUUUCCUGUUAAUUGAGAAAAAGAUGUUAGAUUUGUUUUAUGGUCCUGUAGAGAGAAGGAUUUUCCUCAUGUGAAGUAAUAUUUGAUUCCUACUGCUUCAGCAAAUACUUCCUUAAUAGAGAUGUGCCUUUAAUUGUGGACAAGGGUUUAUUUUUUAACAUCAGUAAAACAACCUUUAUUCUCUCAAAAAAACUCCCUAUAAUCUGCUGUGUUAAAAGUUGUAAAACUUCGUUUCAUCAUCUUUAUCCAUUUAUUUUCUGUCAUUUACACUAUUAAAAUUAUUUCUGUUAUUUUAAUUUACAUUGUUCUAUUAAAGAAGUCUGCUAUUGCCAAAGCUUAAUGCUUUUUAAUUAGAUUUCCUUUAAAUCUCCUUGUGUAAUGAUUUCAGAAGAAAAUAGUUCUUAAGAAAGAGUGAAACACAUUAAAUUUUCAUCAUUGUUCUAUGAUUAUGUGUUAAUUAAAUUAAUUUUCCUUUUUCAUCUUUGGUAUUCAAAGAAGACAAAAGUAGCACAGUUGGUUAUAGCUUCAUGAUUUUGUUCUCUUUGUCAGGUUUCUUUGCCGGUUGGCUUGCAUGUUGGUCCAACAAGUUAUUUCUUUGCACUAGUGUGCAUUUAUCUCCAAUGCAAGAAACUCAUUCAACAAGGAUCUUCAUAUGUGCUAGGUAGGAGAUGACCUACUUAAUGAAAUAGCUCUCUUUGAAAGGGUUCCCAGUUUAUUUAAAUGUGGUGUACAACAUCAGCUUAAAAUCCUUGGCUCAAAUUGUAUUUUCCUUUAUUUCAACACAGUAGUCAUGCAUACCAUACCAAACACAGGAACAGACUAACUUAUGAACAAAAGAUCAAACAGACGUAUUGUCAAUAAUGUUUGGGUUUUAGUCAUUGCUUAUUACUGGUAAAUGUAUCGUCAGUGUAAUAUUAUUAUUUUACUGUUAGCAAUUUUAAAUCCAAAACACACUGUAUUUGCUGCUCAGAUCAUUGACUUUCUAUUAUAGUUCCAAGCAGAUCUUUCGUAGUGUAGUUUGAUUUUGUUGUGAGUCUCCACAGCUCUUAGAUCAUUCUUGUCUCAGGAUAACACUGAACAUUUUCAUUUCUUUAACUUGUAGGUUUUGUCUCUGUGUUUGCAGUCUUCUCAUGCGUAGUUUUCAGUUCAAUAGUUGCUAACUUGUAUGGCCGAGAUUUUUGGGUUGUCAGGUAAGAAGGUAACAUAACUCGCUGCUUUUGAAUUAGUGACCUUGAAUCUUGUAACAACUUGACAUGGCAUGUGCAUUGUGUACAUGAUAAAACAGAUGUGACCCUUGACAUGUGGUUUUACCUCUGCAAACCAGCUGUACAGUGUAUAUGUGGCUAACCAAGUGACUUCUUAUUAAAUAUCUCCCAUAAACAAAAUUUUUGACAUUCAGGAUAUGUCCACUAUAAAAUUUCCAUUUUUUUAUUAAUGUGUAUUUAUUCCAGGCUCAUCAGGAACCUAAUUGCAUAGUGUGUUUUCAAGUUGACUAAUAAAAUAAAAUUCUCUUUGUCUUGUAGUGUAUAGUUGGGAUAUCUUUUCCUUUUUAGUGUUCAUUUGACGUUUAUUCUUGUUGCCUGAUACUGGCCAUGAACUGUCACUUCCGUUAGAAGUUAAUUGUUGAUUACUUUAAGCAUGAUAAGGUGACUGCAAGAAAUUUUUCUCUUAGGGAAGCUUUACCAUACUUCUUUCUUCUGAGUGACUUCAAUGCUGCCAGCUCAUUAGUCAAACACACUCUCCAGUCAGCUACAUAUGUGAGUUACAUUAUGUUGCUUAAAAUUUUGUGUGUAAGACUGUUUCCUUUACUUUUCUCUUUCUUUCGAAUUCACCAUAGUAAAUAGUCCAUUCAAAAUUGUGAUUUAUGGGACAUGUUUCCUUUACUUUUUUUCUUUCUUUUACCAUAGUAAAUAGUCCAUUCAACCUUGUGUUUUAUAGGACGUGGUGCAUAGUAGAAUAGCUGAGAGCAUUGCCUCCUUAGGACCAACCCUUACUCUUAAUACUCUUGUUGGUGCUUUGGUUAUUGGUACUGGAACACUUUCAGGUUUGUACAUUUUUAAAUAUUUAAGUUUAUUGAAAUUAGAUACCAUGAGUUAAGAAUUGGCUUUUUGUUUCUGUUCUAAUAUUGACUAAUGAUAUGUAAUUUAACUCUUUAUCGUGUUAAAAUAGAAAACAUAUCUACAGCUCAGGCUAGUUUGUUUAAUGGCCAGAGUUAAUGCAAACAGAAGAAAUCCUCAAACCCUCAGUCUGGUUCUAAUAAGAGAGUAAUACAUGUUAUACAUGUACUGUGAACAUGUAGUAGAACUGACAAUAAAUAUUUGCACCAAGUCUUGCCAAUCACUGUCUCAAUUCUUUGUUUCCUUCAUUUUUUUUGUAGGAGUUGCAGAGUUGGAAACCAUUUGUCAAUUUGGAUGUUUAUCUCUUGUAACUCACUAUGUUAUAUUUAUGACAUUCUUCCCAGCCUGUCUGUCUUUAUUUCUAGAGGUAGGUUUUUUUGCACAGAAAAUACUGGACUCAAAGCAAUUUUUUAGUUCAAACAUAAAAUAUUGGUAAGGCUGUGAUUACAAUGUACUUAUUGGUUGUACUAUUAUCGUCAGCUGUGUUGUGGAAGCGGCCAAGGUUGUCUGAGAUGGCAGUUUGAAACCACAGGCAUCCCAGUAGAGGAACUGGAACCUAACCCAGUUGUACAAGGAGUGAAGCUUAUCAUGGUAAUUUUUGCAUUCCUUACAAGUAAACAAUUUUGGCUUGUAUAUUGCAGUAUACGUAGUAGGUCAACAUUUCACUUUCAUCAAAAAGCAAUGCUUUUUCAGAAUUUCUAUGUGCUCCACAACUUAAUUUUUGGUUGUUGUCAUUUAGUCAACAGGAUUGACACUUUUUCAUCUGCAUCGAUGGGUUAUGCUGAAGGGUGAUGAUUAUGAGAAUUCUCAGGGGAUGUCAAGACAAUCAGAAGAUAAAAAUGGGUUUACAAGGUAUGGAAAACAUGAUCAUUAAUCUCUAAUUGAUCACUCAGAGACAAUGUUAGUCAACCACAAUAAGUUGAAAAGUAUGAAUGUAACAAGAGUAAACUCUGUUUCAUAUUGUUUGUGAAAAAAAGUAUGCUUUUUAAUUCUCCCCAGGUGAGAAAACUAUUGAAAGGAAAAAGAUACUUGUAUUUUGUUCUCAACCAGUGUCUUUAUGGAAUGCAAAAUAUUGAUAAUCUGAGACUGAAAUAUUUUUGAAGUGUGACAAAAUGUCUUAUGUGACAAAAUGUCUGCAAAAGCGACAACAGGACAGAUCAAAAUAAUAUGAUUAUGUCUUGAAAUUAAAAUAAAUGUUGUUUUUGUCAUGUCUCUGGGACAAAUUGUCAUGAAUUGGCUGAUUGAUUGCAGCAGGAUUGUAAGGGUACAAUUUAUUCAUCCAAUAAUAAUUAGUUACAUUUCCUCUAAAUCUCUAAUUUGGCAUCUGUUCACCAAGUGCAAAUUGAUAUUUCUCUCAAGAUAUUGUUCUUAAAUAUUUCAGGACCAUUUCGUUUUAAUCUAAAUCCUUGAAUAUUAAGUGUUGAGUUGCAUUAUUCUAUUGAUGAUCACCAGUGAGUGCACUAAAAACUUGCUUUGUGUCUGUCAUUGUUUAAUAGUAUUUUGCAGCCUGGUUGUCUCACCUGAAGUUCGCAGACAAUGCAAUCUUCUUUGAUCUUUUUGCUUUCAUUUUUUUCAAGUAUUAUUGGCAAAUCUGAUUAAGGAAAUUCUAUUGUAGUUAAAAACUUAAGCAUGUGAUAACUUACAGACAAUUGGAUCAGUCUGAUUUAUACAAAUACCAGUUUGGAGCUAUUAUCAUAAUACUAUCACAGUCACCAUUAUUGGUAAAAGCCAGGCAUGAAACAUGAUCUCAACAUGUUGCAUUUUUUGUCAGCUUUGUUCAACUGUACAUCCAUUUAAAAACUGCACAUGUACAUGUAGCCUGCUGCACUUACAAACAUAGACUCAAACAUAUAGGAAUCAUCAUUUUACAUAAUAAUGGUACAUGUUGAUACGCUUUGCAACUAGAAAAAAAAGUUUUGUGUUCCAAGAUUUUUAAAUUCAGAUGCAGUGUAACAAAUUGUAAUAAUAAUUCUUCGCAACAGUGGUCGUGAAGACCAGAUCUGUUAAAUGAUAGGUUGUGGAGAUUCAGAAACUGGUGCAUUUUGCCAAUAGUUGGCCGUUGUUAACAUGUUACUGACCACUUCCUGUUUGUUUUAGUUUUUUGGCAGGAAAUACGGAACAGGUAAGAAUAAGAUUUAUAACAAUUAUUAUUUCACCCCUUCUCCCAACCUCCAACCCCCCUGUAAAUUACCUGGGGAAUAGGCUUAUACAUAAGUGACUUUCUCCCAAAAAGCAAGCAAAAAAUAGCGAUUCAAUCAUGAGCUGAUGAAGAAACACUUACCAUAUGUACCGCUGCUGUCUUUGCCGUCAGAAAACAUCUGUAUCCAAAAAUUAGAAAAACUUUAUGAGUGGAAUAACAAACAUUGUGGUAGUAACAUAUUGCUCAGUAGCUAUUUGUAGAAUCAUCACACUUGAGGGGUUUCCGUGAAGGAUAGAAGCACUUUUUUUGCCACCAGAAGUUGUUUUUCUUGAGUUUAAAACUGAAUCAAGAUGUUUGACCCAUUCGCCCCUGAGCCGCCUGUAACCGCUCGUGCAGAUCCACAUCCCUUCUACCACUUGUGAUGUAAUUAGUUUUAGUUGUCAAAGACCACUCUCCGCUAAGUUGUGCAAGGUGAAGAGACCGUUCAAACCAUACUAGAAUGAGCAUAAUUCAGUGAGGACACCGAAGAAAAAAAGCAAAAAAACCAUGUGACAUUGCCCUGAACAUUUCUGUGAAAAUGUUGUUCCAUUACCCACCUACCUUUCAUUUCAUCUAAUUCUAAGAUCCUAAAACCCUUCCUAAAAACUUUUCCCACCAAAGUGAAGUCUACUAAAAGAAAAAAAAGAAAAGAAUAAAAAAUGGGGCAAGAAAAGCAAAAAAAAGGGGAACGAGAGAAAGUGAAAAGUAAAAGUCAAGACUGUUGUGUCACUUUUAAACCCAAAAACUAUCUUGAAGUUUUGCUUUCUGCACAUUCCCCCUCUUCACAAGCUAAUAUUUUGCAUCUGGAUCACAAGGCCGCGAGACCUUUCAAACCACACUAGAAUGAGGUUAAUUCAGUGGAGGACACCGAAGAAAAAAAGCAAAAAAACCAUGUGACAAUGCCCUAAACAUUUCCGUGAAAAUGUUGUUCCACUACUCACCUACCUUUCAUUUCAUCUAAUUCUAAGAUCGUAAAAGCUUUCCUAAAAACUUUUCCCACCAAAAUGAAGUCUACUAAAAGAAAAAAACAAGAAUAAAAAAUGGGGCUAGAAAAGCAACAAAAGUUUUAGCUCUUUGGAGCACGAUAGUGACCAGAAAAACGUUCAACUAGCUUCAAAACGCUUUUUUCGGCAAAAUUUCAAGGGCCAAAUGGUUUAAGGUUAUGAUAGAACAGUUGUGAAUUAGGGCCGUAUUAAUUACUCCUAAAUGUCCAUUUAUGAAUUUUAAGUCUUAGUCAGUCAUAAUAAGUCUUUUUAUAUCCUUAGUGAAAAAACUCUUUUUAGGUUAAGACAAAGAAAACUUAGUUAACAUUUGAAUAGAACAUUUUUCCCUUAAUUUAAAUAGUGUGUAACAUAUUUAGGAUCUCUUUCAGAUUGUAGCUGCUGUGUUCGCUAUUGGUCUUGCACUAAGAUACCUGGUAGCAUACAAAGAUGAAGGAACAUAUGACCAAGUUGAGAAGAAAAAAGUUAUACUGGUAUCAGAGGACAAAACCUCCUCUUUAGCAACUGCAUCUCAUUUUGAUGGUGGUCAAAAGGAUGAAUCGAGCCAAAUAGAGACUGAACCAUCAGAAACGGAGCAUGCACAUGAAAAAAGUAUUGCAUCAGUACAGGCUAAGGAAGUUACAGAUAAUUAUUUAUUAUCAAGAACAAAAGAAUUUAGUGAAGUAACUUGGAAAGAUUCCAGCGUUCAUGGCUUGAGAACCAAGGUGUUAAGGAGAAGAACAGUAAGUGAAGGCCAUGGUUGUAAUGAAUCAAGUGAUGAUAAUCUGCAGAGUGAGGAGGUGUCAAUUUCUAGAACCAGUCCUUCAAGGAGGGAAUACAAAGAACGUAGUUUGGAAGAGUGCAAGACAAUUUUCAAACAGUCGGUAUGCAUUAAUAAGAAUUAUUCAAUUGAUUUAUUAUUAUUAUUAAUUAUUAAUUAUUUUGAUUUAGUUUAUUAUCUAUUGUAAUAAAAUACAUGCUGUAUGCAAAAAUUAUGUAUUAUUAGAGUUAUGUCAUUUUCAAGCAACUAAGUUUAUAGUUCUUGCAUGUUGUGGUUAUAACAGUAAAUAAAGCCAUGGAAGCCAUGGCUUUGAUGGUAAUCAUUACACUGAAAUAGCAAACAACAAUCUUCUGCUUAUUAGUAAAAGUACAGACCACUAAACAGGAAAAAAUAGACAUAAUUGAAGCUGUUGUAUUAACUGAAGUUACAACAUCUUGUAACAACAUUUUCAACAUUAUCUCUUCACAACAGACUGUAACACCAUUUUUGCUGUAACUCUUUGCGAGCAGCAACACUAUUCCAGAUCAUUGAUGUUUGUCUGUGUGUAGCCUGGGCACUUCACUUUUGGAUUGUUCUCUCGAUUCUUUCAUCGUGAGUUUUUUUCAAGAUGGAAGGUUUUUGUCUGUAUGGGGCCUGGGCACCUCAAAAUUUGAGGUGCCCAGGCCCUGAUAAGGACUGAUCUCUUAAUUCUUUCAUCAUGAUUUUUUUCGAGGUGGAAUGGCCCCUGAAGUAAAUAUGUAAGCUCGAUUAAGCAUUUCAAAACAAUUUCUUUUUGGCAAGACAGAAACAAAACUAAAACUUAAUUUGCUUUGUUUUAAAAACAUAGAACAACAAUAAUUCUUGGAAAAUCCUGUGAGAUGAAACAUUGUUUAGAAAUUAGUCACUUUAUGCUGUCAUGUUAUAUGUUUUUUUAGGCCAAGUUAUUGGGGAGAUGGGGUUGCAUUGUGACAUGGAAAUGAUUCCAAUUAAAACUUAUGUGUUUUUAUUUUAUGCAAAAGUGUAACUUGCUUAUUUAGACAUUAUAAUGGUUGAAAUUACAACCUUUACUUAAAAAUGGAAUUCUUUCUUGUUGUUUCUAUAACAGAUGAUAUAUUACACAGACUGUAUUUACUGUAUAAACUCUACUUCCUUUAAACUCUUCUUAAGAUUUAUGAAUGUUAUGCCCUAAUUUCACAGGAUGGAGUGUAUACCUUAAGUGAUAAAGAAAUUCAGAUGUUAGUAGAAUCGAAAACAAUUCCUGGACAUCAGCUUGAAAAGGUGUUAAAUAAUCCUUCAAGAGCUGUAAAGAUCAGGUAGACGCUACCUCUAUUGAAGAUGAUUAUUUGAUUUUCAGUUGGUUAUUUUCUUGCCAGCGCAUAUCCUCGUGGAUUGCUAGUUUGAUUCAAGUAGUAGUUAAGCUUUCUCAGAGUUAAACUCAGGAACUGAUGCAUUGUUGCCAUGUACUAUUCAAUAGGCCAUUUUUGAGCUACUUCAAGCCUCUGUUUCAAAGGGAGGCUAAGUGCAAAGCCAUUGAUCAAUAUGAAAAUUAUUUUUUGUUCUCGUGCAAAUAAAACUCAUUUUCACAAGAAAGGUGAAGCCUUGUUUUAAAAGUGAGAGUUUUUGGGAAUCAGAAAUGGCCUACAUUGAAGUUUGGUAGGUUUGAGAACAGUGAUAUAGUGGGUACUCCUUCUUACUUAAAACAUGCAGAUAAUUCAAAAGAGAAUCUCUCAUUUUUCCUGAAUGUUGUCAAUUUGUGAGCUGAUCAUGCAUCUGGGAUAUUAAAAGAAAGUGAAAUAAUACUUGAGCUUUUUGUUUGAAUACUUAGAAGUUUACAGUAGAAUCUUUAACAAUAAUAAUGUUAUUGUUAAUUUUGCAGACGUGAAGUAGUGUCAAAGAAGCUGCCAGCUGAAACAGAUUUGGAGGAACUUCCUUGUAACCAUUAUGACUAUGGCAGUGUAUGUAUAUCAGCUUUCCUGCUACACUUGAUUUAUGACAGAGUUCCCAAAUCCCAACAAAACAUUGUGGGCCCAUAAAAAUAAAAAAUGUGGUGCUUGAAUAUGACCUCAACAGAGUGAGAUUCACGAUCGUUACACUCAUCAUGACCCUGCCGGUAUAGAAACUUUUAUUGACACUGUGAUCUGUUCAUUUUCAGUAUUGUUGUUUCUUGGAAAUAUGACAUCUACACACUUGCUAUUGUUGUAUCAUUUUAGAGCCAGUUCUGCCUUUCAUAGAUGUUUCUUUCCCUCAGGUUGUUGGAGCAUGUUGUGAAAAUGUCAUUGGUUACAUGCCUCUUCCUGUUGGCGUGGCUGGACCACUGUUACUUGAUGGAAAGAACUAUUAUGUUCCCAUGGCAACCACAGAAGGAUGUCUUGUGGCAAGCACUAAUCGGGGUUGCCGUGCACUUUUGGUAAGUACUCAAACAUUUGAAUUUUCACUUGAAAACCUUCAACUAUCCUCAGCUUUUGAGAUUGUUCUUUUGAUUAUAGAAUUGGCCUGCAUUGUAUUUACCUAGUAGCCUUAAAUUGCUUUGUUUAAUUCCAGCUAAGUGGAGGUGUUAGAAGUUCUGUGUUUGCUGAUGGCAUGACACGAGGGCCAGUCAUUAGAUUUCCUUCAGCAUUAAUUGCAAGGUAAUGCGACUUUACUGGUCAUGACACAAAACUAGAAACAAAAAUCAUGCACAACAUGAAACACUUGACUUCAGGAACUUAAGAAUCAUUGUCUAGUUAAUUGAUUAUUGUUUUAAUUUCUUUUAUUGUUCUUUUAUUUAAAUUACCUUGUUUGCAGUGAUGUCAAAAUGUGGCUGGAAAAGGACACCAAUUUUAGGGAAAUCAAGCAUGUUUUUGACAGUACAAGCAGGUGUGUAUCAUGUGGACUAUCUGACUGUAGCUGUUGAAAGGUGCAAUGUAAUAAUGUUUGUUACAUUUUUGGCUAACUAUACACCUUUGUUGUAGAUAUGCCAGACUGCAGUCAGUGAAGGGAGUUGUUGCUGGUCGCUUGUUAUUUGUCAGAUUUGUUGCCUCAACUGGAGAUGCAAUGGGAAUGAAUAUGGUGUCAAAGGUAUUCAAUUUCUUCUGGUUUUAAGUGGACAGUGCUUUCUAUGGGAACUUAAAAUUUUAUAUGAAAGUAACUCCUCCUGGUGCUCUGAUGCCCAGCAAAACCAAACUAACCUCCAAUCUGAGUCUUUGUAAGCACAGUCUUUAAUUCAUUACUAAUAUAUUCAUGCUAGUGUUUUAUCCAAUACCUACAUGUAUGCGGUAGGUACCUCAGGGUUAAUAUAAAACCCUACUUCUUUGUCAUUUGGGUUAAAUAUAACAGCUUUUCAAAUACUAUCGCAAUAUUUCAGGGAACAGAGAAAGCACUUCAUUGCUUGCAAGGACAUUUCCCAACAAUGGAAGUGUUGAGUUUAAGUGGCAACUUUUGUUCAGAUAAGAAAGCAACUGGUGUGAACUGGAUUGAAGGGAGAGGGAAGUCUGUUGUGUGUGAAGCUAUUGUGCCUGGGCAUGUUGUAAAUAAGGUAAAAUAAUCUAGAUCAUAAUUGAGUAUAUAAUGCCUAUAUCAGUUUACAUUAUACAUAAACUGUAUAUGUACACUUGUCCUGACUUGUACAUAUGUACACCAGAAGCAAAAGGCAGAGCAGUUUGUAGACCUGUGUAGUACAGUUUUCUGAUUUGUUGUUUUGUUUACAUCAGGUUUUAAAGACAACAGUGCCAGCACUUACAGAACUCAAUGUCAGUAAAAAUUUGGUUGGUUCAGCCAUGGCUGGAGCCAUUGGAGGAUUUAAUGCGCAUGCAGCUAACAUAGUCACAGCAGUAUUUAUAGCAACAGGACAGGUAAUAACUUUGCUGCUUCACAAAGCUACCCUGGCCAUUGUUAAGACUUGCAUGUUAUUUAGAAAUCUUGGAACCUGUCAAAUUUUGGAAUAAAAGAUGAGGUGAACUGCAGUCAUACAACUGCAAAUCACUGUUGUAAUAGCAAUUCAAGCGAUCAUAAAUUAACCCAAAAAAACAGAUCAUCUUUCAUCCCAUAUUUCAUUCCUUUUAUGGGUUAAAAUGAACUCAAUAAAUUGGCCAGUUCACAAUGUGUGGGUCUUCAUAGCUCAGUGGGUAGAGCACAGCAGUGUUAACAAAAAUUUAUUUAACCUCAUUUAAGUUGCAGUUGUUUAAAUUGUUAUUAUAACUGUGAGAUUCAUACAUUGGAAUUGAAAGUAUCUUAAAUUUGAGAAUUAUUUAAUGGUCAUUUGUGACAACAGGACUUAGUCAAAACAUUGCAAUCUUCAUAAAACUGAAGGUCAUUUCUCUGUGAUUGCAUUUUCUUGUCAGUGAUAAAUCUUAAUAUUUAAUGUUGAUAUGCUAAAUGUUUUUAUUUUUCCCUAGGAUCCAGCACAGUGUGUUUCCAGCAGCAACUGUAUAACAUUACUUGAACCAUGUGGUCCAAACAAAGAAGACCUGUACAUCAGGUAGCUUAAUUUUUUCCACAUGUUUAUGUUCCCUGUUUGUGUGCUUGUAGAGUCUUUUUGUUUUAUCAACGUUUUAUGGAAAUUACAAAGAAAAAAACACUCUACUGUUAGGAUUUGUAUACAUAAUAACUGAUUGAUCUCAUGUCAUGUAGUUUGUCAUCACUUUAGCUUGAAAGCAGUUUAUCCCUGACUUGAUUUGUUUUCCUGUUGUGAUACCUGUCUUUUUCACUUCAUUCAGCUGUACAAUGCCAUCAUUAGAGGUUGGCACAGUUGGUGGAGGAACAGUUCUUAGUCCACAGUCAGCCUGUCUCAAGGUUUGUUAAAACAUCGUUUCCUUUUACUUUUAGUUUUAAAGAGGAGAAAUAAAACAACAGAUUCCUUCUCUGAGAUAAUCCGUGGGCCAGAAGAUAGAUUAUCAAAAAUGAUUCCCUUACUUUGGUUGGUUCUUGAACCUCUCCCAAGGAUAAACCUUUUGAAAUUCAAAUAACGUAUCAUUAACUGGAACCGCAACGUCUUUAAGAAUUUGGGUGUGGGCUUGUUUGAAAGUAGCCUGUUCCAGGCGUUCAGAUCGUGGGGACAGCGCAAAGAGAUGUGAGCCGCACUCCACUAUCUGAACGCUUGCAACAGGCUACCCUGAAAGCCUGGGAAACACUGUUAAUUUUGGUGAUGUUAACCCAUACUUUCACUGAAUUUGUGUUUCAUUAUUUUGUGUUGCAGAUGCUUGGUAUUCAAGGAGCGAAUAAAUCAGAGCCUGGUAAGAAUGCUACAAAGUUAGCACAAAUAGUGUGCAGCACAGUGCUUGCUGGAGAAUUGUCUUUACUUUCCGCUCUUGCUGCUGGCCAUCUGGUUAAAAGUCACUUAACACUAAACAGGUAUUGUCUUUAAGUGAGAUAAACUCAUAAGGACGCUAUAUGAUGCUUAACAGAUAAAUAAAUGAAUAAAUAAAUAAAUAAAUAAUGAUUUGGAGGUAGCACAUCCACAAAAAAGUGGUUCUUCGUCUACCUGAUUCCUGGUGAGGAAAAGGGAAAACCGGAGUACCCGGAGAAAAACCAACAACAAACUAAGAUCUAAAUUUUGAUCUCAGUAAGUGGGUACCAUUCAGAUCUUUCACGCAGUCAGGUCUGUAUAAUAUAACAGGCCCUUAAUGUUAUAUGGAGAUGGUACUUUUGGUAACAGUUUAUACUGAACAUAUUGUAUUAGAUUAAUUUGGUUGUUGUUGUUGUUCUCUGUCUUGCUGUUAAUACCGUCGUAUGUUAUUUCUUUCUUUAGAUCAACAGUGAAUCUAGCGGAAGAUGCAAGCAAGAACUGUGCUGUAUUAUAGCUGAACCUAAUAGUAUCAGUCCACUCGUGGGUCAAGCUGGAGAAGAACAGAAUUUUUUGGUCUAGACAGUUUUUCUGACGGACAUUUCUUUGUGAAAUUCGCUUGUUUAGAAAUUUUCAAACGAACAGGAACGGUUGAUCCAUGCGGUAUCAAAAGAUGGGGAUCACUUAGGAAAACAAAAGAAUUAAAUAACUCCUACUAGGAAAAUGGAAAAGCAAGUUUCAAAAGAGAAAGUUUACUAUAGUUUCUUUAACUAAAACUAGUAAUAACCAAAGGUUAGAGAGUGCGGGCGACAACGAUCGAAGGUGCUUUGCGUAAGUUUCACAAGACAGAUGUUCAAAACACGCUUGAUCAGAUUGCGAGUGAUAGAAGGUCCAAACGACUGCUGGCCAUAUACAUGUGACGCAUGCGUAAUAA
Molecule: messenger RNA, 13734 nt
Organism: Porites lobata
Lineage: Eukaryota; Metazoa; Cnidaria; Anthozoa; Scleractinia; Poritidae
Source: the annotation of a GenBank genome assembly